AUGGAGCUCUGCAAGCUCUAUACUGAGCACAAAUGUUAUACUGGCUAUGCGGCUCUCGCCACACGGUGGUGUUCCAAGAACCUUCAUGUGCUACCUCGUGCCGUACGCCAGAUCGCUGAUGAGGAUCAUGAAUGGCACAAUCUGGCGGCGGGCGUUUACUUGAGUGAGGACACGCUGUCCGAAGCAUGGCAGCAAGAGCCAACGGGAUUGUGGUCAAACCUGUGCGAGUACGACGAAAUCAAAGUAGAGAAGCAAAUGAAUUCCAUCACCCGCCCAUGGAUGUUUCAGCUCAGAAAUUCUGACCGUGUACAGCAGCCAGCAAAAAGGCUUAUCUUGAAGCCUGAAGAUAUUGGCUCAGAGGCUUGUGUCAUGGAGAUCUUGUCAAGGUUCAACCAGGUUUGGGCGGAGAGUGACAUACAAGUUCUUGGCCAGAUGGUGAGGGUCAAGACCUACCGCAUGUUUUUGGUGGAUCCGUUCAGCAGUUUGGUUGAAGUGGUGGAGAAUAGCAUGACGCUUGAGAGGCUGAAAAGGAGAGACUUAUGGGCAGGAACACGCGUUGGAACACGAGUCCGACGAUACCUGGACUUGGAGAGCAAGCCACAUCGACUUGAAGUGCUUGCUGCUACCACGGCUGGCUUCCUUGCUUGUUCGUACUUGCUCGGCAUUGGAGAUGGGCAUGGAGACAAUCUGAUGCUGACAGAAUCAGGUGAACUCUUCCGCAUUGACUUCGGCUUCCUCUUUGGAAAGAAGCCCGUUGGCCUCGAUGCACCAACUGUGUGGUUGCCUUACACGGUGCGUGAGGCAUUGGGCGAGCAUUUGCCACAAGUGAUUCGUGCUGCUGAGCUUGCAGUUCAAGCUGUUCUUCAUGAAGGGCGAGAAGAGCUACGUGACAUCUGCAGGGUGUUUGACAAUGCUUUCGAGGGGCACGAUAGUGAAACCUACGUCACGGCCCUGGCCUUCGCCGAUUUUCAGGAGCAAGUGCGUGCAAUCGACGACUUCAGCCUUGGGAAAGAGCUGAAAGGUCUGGGCUAUUUCGUUCCUCGGGGCGACAGAGGCAAGCACCCUAUCAAUGUAAAGUCUCCAGCAGCGUUGACAUUCAUUGUUUCAGGAAGUUCUCCACGUGGAUGCUCUCCGAAUUUUCUGGAGUGCUUUGCAGACGCUCUAAUGGCAGCAUUGAGUCAGCGUGAUGGCAUCAACAUGGCAGAAGAUCUCGUCUUCGAUCUCUUGAUGGGUUUUGAUGCGGUAGGUCCUGCGCUCUCGCACGGUCAUGCCUUUAUCCGCUCUGUGAUUGAAGAAUGCUCCAUACCGGUGGCUGCAGCACGCGAGAAUUUUCAAAAGGCUUGGUCUAAGGCGCUGCAGGAAGCUGCAGAACAAACGGGUACUUUGGACAAUGGUCCACUUGCGGAUGAGGUUUACACAGCAGCCGAGCAGAAUCCCGAGGUCAUUGCUGCCACGCAGAUUUUUGAGCAUAGCUUGCAGCGAGAGGAAUGUCACAUAUGUCACAGCUUUGAAGACGUCCUUCACGUGCUGAAAGAAUAUUUGCCUGCCGAAAAGUUGCAGGAGAUCCUUGUGGAAGUGUCACACCACGUUGAACGGUAUUUUGAGAGAUUCUCGCACAUGCUAGGCGAAGUUCAUCCCAGUUUGGAGCACGCCCCGCUUUCUGCUUGGAUGACGAUGCUCCGAAUUGGCUCAGCAGCACAGAAGCGCGGGGCAGGGAAAACUGACACUGUGAAAAUGCUGGAAUCCAUUGCAGCGGCAGUGUCCUCGAAGGGUUGCUGCUCGGCGGCCGAAGUGCUUGUGGCUAAGGCCAUGUUUGUAGGCCCAAUGGGAGUUGCCCUCUCCGGAUUCCUGGCGGCGGGUGUUGGUAGCAUCGCCGUGCGGGAAAUUUCCCACUCUAUCUGGGGCACGCAGGACGACCGUGCUCUGGAGGAAGCUUUGAGGGUCCUUCAGUUGCGCUCCAACGUCGACCUACAGGAGGUUGAAGAGCAAUACCAGAAUCUGCACCGUGAGCACGGAGGUGAGAUCACAGAGAAUUGCCGCGAGAUCAACCUUGCUUUCCAGACUGCCAUAUGCCAGAUGAUGCGGAAGAUGAGCCAGUGA
Molecule: messenger RNA, 2100 nt
Organism: Symbiodinium natans
Lineage: Eukaryota; Dinophyceae; Suessiales; Symbiodiniaceae
Source: the annotation of a GenBank genome assembly